AUGGCGACCGCCAAGGAGGAGACCCUCUGGUCACACAGGAAGAUGCUUUGUGCAUGUUUCCUGAUAACCAUGUGCCCGUUCCAGUACGGACUCGACUUUGGCCUCAUCGGCGGCCUGCAAGCGAUGCCUGGUUUCCUGGCGGUCUUCGGCCACAAAGACCCAACCGUCCCGAUGGGUUACAACAUCUCCACAAGCCGCCAGCAGCUGAUAUCCUCGCUGAUGACCUUGGGCGCCUUCAUCAGUUCCUCAUCAGCAGGCCCCGUCGCGUCCAUCAUGGGCCGCAAGGCCGCCAUCUGGGCGGCGUGCGUGACGUGCAUCUGCUCAAACGUGAUCAUGAUGGCGACGACGAGCAUCGGCGGGCUGUACGCAGGGCGUUUCAUCCUGGGGCUAGCCAACGGCGUCUUCAUGACCUUUUCACAACUCUACCUGCAGGAGAGCACCCCCGCGCGGUACCGCGGCGUCAUGCUGGCCGUGUUCCAGUGGUGGACGUCCAUCGGCUCGCUCGUCGGCAACGUCGUCGACAACUUCACCGCCCCGCUGCCCGGCAAGGAGUCGUACAUGAUCCCGCUCGGAUUGAUUUACAUCUUGCCUUGCUUCAUGUUUGUGGGCUUGUUUUUUAUUCCGGAGAGCCCGAGGUGGCUGCUGCAGCAUGGGCAGAGGGAGAAGGCGCAUCGGUCGCUGUUGUGGCUCAGGCCGGAUAAGGAGAUGGCGGAUAAGGAGAUUGUCGAGAUUGAGGAGGCGUUGCGGACGGAGCAGAUGCUGGCGACUGGGACGGCUAUUCAUGACUUGUGGAGGAACCCUGUGGAUCGCCGCAGGACGGUGCUUGCGGUUUGUGCUAUCUCGACCCAGGCGGCAUCGGGCGCGAUGUACAUGAUUGCGUACGGAACAUACUUCUUCGAGAUGGCGCACAUUGGAGAUGCGUUCCGCAAUUCAUGCAUCUUGACCGGUGUGGGUGUUGUUGCCAUCGUCAUCAACACCUUUGUCAUCUCGCGCUUUGGACGGAGGCGUGUCUUCUUGAUGGCCGGCAUGUUCUUAUGCGGCGCUACUCAACUGAUAAUAGCCGUGGUUUACACGGUUAAGCCAGGAACUGUCCAAACCGGGAAAGUCAUUGUGGGGCUCUCUGUUGUCUACAUCGUCGGGUACAACGGUAUGGUUGCAACCUAUGCUUGGCUCUCGGGCGGAGAGAUUCCCUCCCAGAGGCUGCGCUCUUACACCUUUGGAAUUGCCUCAUCUCUCGGAUUCCUCGGUGCUUGGCUGGCUACCUUUACUGCUCCAUACUUCAUCAACCCAGACAGCCUCAACUGGGGCCCAAGAUACGGCUACAUUUGGGCGCCACCUUGUUUCCUUACCGUCAUUUGGGUCUACUUCUUCCUGCCAGAAGUCAAGAACCGCACGCUUGAGGAAAUAGACGAGAUGUUCGAGAUGCGCCUCCCAGCCCGCAAGUUCAGGAAGUACGUGUGCACCGGCCGGGUCAACGAUGACCGUAGCAGCAGCAAAGUCUCAGUUGAACGGAUCGAGGACAUGAACUCAAAUGAGAAGACUACCGCGGAAGCAACUGUUAGCGCCAAGUAA
Molecule: messenger RNA, 1572 nt
Organism: Lasiodiplodia theobromae
Lineage: Eukaryota; Fungi; Ascomycota; Dothideomycetes; Botryosphaeriales; Botryosphaeriaceae
Product: MFS monosaccharide transporter
Exons: 8
Coding region: 1-1572 (523 amino acids)
Biological process (GO): transmembrane transport; carbohydrate transport
Cellular component (GO): membrane
Molecular function (GO): carbohydrate:proton symporter activity
Source: RefSeq, a predicted model, not a curated record